AUGGGGUCCGGAUCUUUCCUCAAGGUGCUCGUCAGCAACCUGGACGUUCUCGCCGGGCCCAUAGUUUCACUCGCUUAUCCUCUGUAUGCGUCUGUUCGAGCAAUAGAAACAAAAUCUCCUAUUGAUGAUCAGCAAUGGCUCACUUACUGGGUGCUGUACUCGUUUAUCACUCUGUUUGAGCUCACUUUUGCUGCAGUAAUUGAAUGGCUCCCUUUCUGGUCUUAUGGAAAGCUGUUUUUCAAUUGCUGGUUGGUCUUGCCCUACUUUAACGGUGCUGCGCAUGUUUAUGAGCAUUUUGUGCGGCCAAUGAUUGUGAACCAGCAGGUUGUAAACAUCUGGUAUCUUCCAAAAAAGGAAGGUUCAGACAAACCUGACGAUGUAAUUUCAGCUGCACAGAAAUACAUUGAACAAAAUGGAUCAAAAGCAUUUGAGACUCUCGUUAACAAGUUUAAGACUACAAACGCGAGGCGCUCAAUUUUGGAGGAGGUAGAGGCGGAAAGGAGAGCCAGGGCUGAACGAGAGCUGGCAGCGAGGGAUGUGAAUCCAUUCUUCCACCCGAAUUACUGA
This is a messenger RNA of Triticum turgidum subsp. durum (durum wheat), 567 nucleotides long. NCBI's taxonomy places the organism in Eukaryota, Viridiplantae, Streptophyta, Magnoliopsida, Poales, Poaceae. The record is from the annotation of a GenBank genome assembly.